AUGUAUAAUGAUUGUCAGUUUUAUGGGAUAGCGGAUUUUUUAUAUAUAUUAAAAAACCAUCAUCCCGAUCUAUCCGGUUGUGAAGGAACGAUCAAAUUUUGCCGCAGUGUGAAAGCAUUAAUUAAUGCAACGAAUAUCAGAACGCCAAUCAAUAACUUGAAGCCAGAUAAUGCGAUGUGGCAGAGUACUGAAGAGUUCAUUAAGUACUUAGAAAAGUGGGGAUGUGAAGCGACACAAAAGGGAUAUGAUUUUAUAACUGCCUCCACGUGUUACGGCUUGAAAGUUUCUCUAAAAUACGCCUUACAGAUAUGUCGCUACCUAAUUGAAAGUUGCGGUUUCAAGUAUCUAAUGAAGUCAAGAUUAAAUCAAGACAGCCUUGAGAUACUUGGGAUGAUGAGAUAUUGCUGUGGUUUAAAUGAUCACCCCGAGUCUGCUUUAUUUGUGCAAAUGUACAAAUUUGAUAAUAAAACUACUAAGAAGGAGAGGCAUUGUACCAAGUGGGAGAAAACCGAGGUGAUGAGCGAGCGAGAAUUAGCGGAAAGCGGCAGUCCCAGCAAGGAGCUGAUAGAGAGUAGUAGGCUCGCACCCUAUACCUCACUGUUCUUCUCCUGUGGCUCUGCCAAGACCAAGCGGAUAGAAUUAAUACAAAUAAUGUUAGCUCUGUAUACUCAGAUAACAGAUCAACUUCUUAUGUAA
Messenger RNA from Copidosoma floridanum, 696 nucleotides. RefSeq lists its product as uncharacterized. The record is from RefSeq and is a predicted model, not a curated record. NCBI's taxonomy places the organism in Eukaryota, Metazoa, Arthropoda, Insecta, Hymenoptera, Encyrtidae.